This is a messenger RNA of Merops nubicus (carmine bee-eater), 852 nucleotides long. It is a transcript of the gene ZMYND12, whose product is annotated as zinc finger, MYND-type containing 12. The record is from RefSeq and is a predicted model, not a curated record. The annotation marks the transcript as partial. The transcript is spliced from 6 exons. Gene Ontology annotation, molecular function: protein binding. NCBI's taxonomy places the organism in Eukaryota, Metazoa, Chordata, Aves, Coraciiformes, Meropidae.
AAACACGUCCUGGAUCUCGCCUACAGAGCAGCCCAGGAGUUUGUUUUGGGUGGGAAGCACAGAGAAGCCGUUCCUGCAGCUCUGCAAGCCCUGCGCUUCAGCACCCAAGUGUACGGCCCUGGUUCCCUGCAGCUGGUGCCUGCUUAUCUCCUCCUGGCCCAGGCCUCCACUGGGGCUGGUGAUCUCCCACAGGCAUCCACGUUCCUCUCCCAAGCCCAGUGGAUUGUCCUCAGCACUCCAGACUGCAGCACUGCUCUUCAGGCUCAGUUACAUCAGGGUCUGGGGCUUUUGUGUGUCGCCAAAGGAAACUCUGAGCAGGCUUUAUAUCACCUGGCAAACAACAUUUAUCUUGCGAGCUCCACCUUUGGAUUGAAGGCUAUUGAGACCUCUGGAGGGUAUUUCCACAUGGCUAAUGUUUUCUUUCGCCAGAACAAAAUGGACGUAGCGAACUCGCUCUAUGCUGAGGUAACCAGCAUCUGGCAUGCCUUUCUCCUGAGGUCACUGCACGCACAGGAGCAGAUUCUCCAGCCAGGACCGGAAACGUCUCCGCUCGGCCAGGAGCAGGAAGCUGGCCCGGAGCGGAUGUCUGAAGCCCAGCAAGCAGAAGGAAUCCAGGCACUGACCACGGUGUUGGAUAUCCGAGAGCAGGCACCGAAGCAAGAGCCUGGGGAGACUGCCAGGGUUCUGCACGCUCUUGCCAUGCUCUAUUACCUCAUCAGGGAUUUACCCAAGGCUCGUGAGGUGGGGGUGAAAGCCUUGGACCUGGUGAAACAACUGCCCCAACAGGAGUCUGGAGAAGCCAUCGGUCGUUUGUUGAAGUUGAUUAACUCCAAGCUUUCCUGCACAAAAUAA